GUGAGCGGCGAUGGUGCUCAUUAGUCGGUAGUCGGUACACUCGCCAGCAUUUCUAAUUUAAAGAUUGCAGAUAUUAUAAAGUUGUUAAAUGUUAUAAAAGCAAGAAAACAACAAAAGAAACAGGAAUAGAAUGACAAAAAGUAGCAAGAACAGUGAACAUAAAACUAAAAUCCCUGAAAAGAAUAAGGAUGAAGCCAAUUCCGAUAAAGAUGUUGAUUAUGAUGAGUUACUAUCAGCUGCGGGGGAGUUUGGCCCGUACCAAAUAAUUUUAUUUUGUUCGACAUUACCUUUUUAUAUCUUUGGCGUGUUCUCAUAUUACACGCAACUUUUUAUGACAGAAGUGUCACCAAACCACUGGUGUUGGAUCCCCGAACUAGAGAAUUUAACUGCCAUCGAACGAAGAAAUCUUGCAAUCCCGUUGGACCCUGAAGCACGAUUUGGUUAUUCGCAAUGUAAAGUUUACACUGCCAACUGGCUUGAAGUGCUAGAGACAGGCCAAAGGCCUAAUGGAACCUGGAAUACUCAGCCAUGUCAGUAUGGAUGGGAAUUUAAUAAAUCUGAAAUACCUUAUCCUACUAUUUCAAGUGAAUUGGGAUGGGUAUGUGAUAAAAAUAGUUAUCAAGCAACAGCCCAAUCUUUUUACUUCAUUGGAGCUAUAGUAGGCGGAUUUUUCGUUGGUUGGGUUGCUGAUAGAUUUGGCAGGUUACCAGCUGCUACAUUAAGCAAUAUGAUUGGAUGUGUGGCUGGAAUCGCUAGUAUAUUUUCUCGAAAUCUCCUGCAAUUUUCUUUGUGCCGAUUUGUAAUGGGAAUGUCGUAUGAUAAUUGUAUGAUGAUGACGUAUCUUUUAGUAUUAGAAUAUGUUGCACCAAAGUAUCGCUCUAUUAUGUCAAAUUUGCCUUUUGCACUAUUUUUUUCGUUGGGUGCAGUAGCUUUACCAUGGAUAGCUCUUGCAUGUGGACACUGGAAGACAAUUAGUAUAGUGACAAGUGUUCCAAUGGCAAUAACUCUAUUAGCGCCUUUUGUUAUGCCAGAAAGUCCUAGGUGGCUUCUUUCUAAAAAUCGCAUCGAUGAUGCUGUGAGAAAAGUUCUUACCAUUGCAAAGAUCAAUAAAAAACAGAUACCUUCAAAAUUGAUAGAACAAUUCAAAACAUCUACUUUGAACAAAAAUAGAGAAGAAAGUGCUAGCAUUUUAGUUAUUUUCCGAAGACCUAAGUUAAGAAAAAUGUUUAUAUGUAUUUGUUUAGAAUUUUUGUGCUGCUUAACGAUUUUUGAUGCUUUAGUUAGAAGUAUUGGGGGGCUAGAAUUCGAUUUUUUCUUAUCCUUUACCUUUGUAUCCUUAACUGAAUUACCUUCUUUAAUUUUAGUUUCCUUUUUAAUCGAUUUAACUGGUAGAAAAGGAAUGUCAGUUCUCUCGUUUAUGGUAUGUUUUAUAUUUAGUAUAACAACAGUGUUUGUCAGCAAUGGUUUGCCGUCUGUUCUAUGUGCAGUAGUAUCAAGAUUUGCUAUAAAUAUGUGUGUUAAUGCUGGCAUGCAAUGGGCUGCUGAAAUGCUUCCUACACCUGUGAGAGGAUCUGGUUCAUCCAUCGUUCAUAUAUUCAGUUACAUUGGUACUAUUUUAUCCUCGUAUAUUGUGUACCUUGCCAACUUCAUUCCUUGGCUUCCUCUUGUUAUUCUGGGAGGCGUUGCUCUGAUCGGAAUGUUUCUAGCACUAACACUGCCGGAAACGGCGGGAAAAGACAUGCCUCAGACUUUUGAUGAAGCAGAAGAAUUAAUCAGUAAUCAAAAGAUGUUUGACAUACCAUUCCUACGAAGUAAAAAGAUAACCAAUGUUGGAAAUGAAAAUUUGUCUUUUGAAAUGAAUUAAUACUAACAUAACAAUAGUGUCUUUCCAGAUUAUCUUGUUAUUGUGUAAUUUGCGCUGGAUAUAUGUCAAUUUACCGAAUAUGUACCCAAAACUAAGCUGCCAAGCAUGUAUCAAGGUAUCACGCAUUCCCAUUGUGCGCAGACUUUGAUACCGGGUACUUGUACACCGGUGAAAUUGCGAGUUUGAAGCUCUCGGGCCUAUCCGGCCACGGAAGCACAUUUACUUACUAUCAUGGUUAUAGAUAUAAAUAUCAAUAGUUGGUAAUAAUAAGGUAUAAUUUUUUUAAAUUAUGAAAUAAACUUUUUAUGAUAGUGA
Molecule: messenger RNA, 2179 nt
Organism: Maniola jurtina (meadow brown)
Lineage: Eukaryota; Metazoa; Arthropoda; Insecta; Lepidoptera; Nymphalidae
Product: carcinine transporter-like
Exons: 1
Coding region: 131-1864 (577 amino acids)
Biological process (GO): transmembrane transport
Cellular component (GO): membrane
Molecular function (GO): transmembrane transporter activity
Source: RefSeq, a predicted model, not a curated record